Molecule: messenger RNA, 1023 nt
Organism: Puccinia triticina
Lineage: Eukaryota; Fungi; Basidiomycota; Pucciniomycetes; Pucciniales; Pucciniaceae
Exons: 3
Coding region: 1-1023 (340 amino acids)
Source: RefSeq, a predicted model, not a curated record
AUGUCUCAACCUCCGAAGAACCCCGUGACCAGGUCACAGAAGGCAGGAGAGGCGGAACCCGGUAACGGGCCACCAGCAACCUCAGCGGCAGCCCCGAUGAAUCCCAACCCAACGGGGGAGACCAGCACGACCUCGUCUAAAUCUAAAGACAAUGGGGCAGCCGAAGCGGCGCAACCCCCGAAAGCCCCUGGCAAGGGCCCCGCGGCAAAAGAUAGAUCCAAAAGUGCCAAGUCCGGUGCGGUGAUAGACGUGGACGCAAACCCAGCCCAACCACCGACGCUACCCGACUCAAUCCCACCAACCUUGUUGAGCGCUUUAGGAACGGACUACAUCAAGAGCCUCGGCUCCAAACCUGUUGAAUCGUUGAAUAAACCAAUCGCGGUCAAGAACCCCCUAGCUGGCAGCGCAACCCCCGCAGAAAUCCGCCCACCGACAGGCGCGUCGGAAGAGUGCAAGCGGAUCGGCAUCAAAGCGAUUGAAGCCGAGCUAGCAGGUGAAACGGCAACGGCGAACGCCUUGUUCAACCUCUACAAAGCCAUGUCAACCCCAAAGGCCGAUGCCCAUCUAGCCAACUCAGUGCGAUCUAACGCUUUCUCACACCGAGUCAGCGUUGGCGGCGUGGAGUCCAUCCCGGACAUUUCCGUCCUGCGAGAAGACAUAGCAGCCAUCUGCUAUGCGCAGUGCCGCAAGUUCGACGAGUUGGGCUUCACGGACAACCCCUACGCUAAAGACGGCCCGAGAUCCAACUGGGAUCCCCUCACGGGGGCACCGAUCACCGGCAGAGCCGGAGCAAAGACCUACUCACCAAACCCCAACCCGGGCCCCGGAGGGGGAGGAGGAAGGGCGCGCUACGAGAAGAAGUCAGGCUAUAAGGGCUCAAACUUCGACCCAAACUAUGUGGACAAGCGAGCGAACAACUCGGCCAACAGGGACCGCGGAAACUCCAACAACAACGGCUCAGACGGCCCCAACCACAAAAAGGCUAAUCACGGAACAAAGCCCAGCGGAGAAACCAACGCGUAG